AUGUCUUCUUUUCCGGAUCACACUCAAGCAUACACUGCUAAAAGCAUAUUCUUAGAUGAACCCAACUUGAAUUCUCAUUUGUAUUAUGACAACAACAAGAUACCUGUUUCUAAUGGAGGAUUAUUUAGUAAUUCAAAUACCAUACCAGCUAAUGGCAUGAUGAUGGGUAAUGGUAUGCUGCAAAUGCCUCGUGAAAAUGUCAUGCCCCAUGAGGCCCAACUAUUGGCUAACCAGAAUAUGGCAGCUCAGAAUUGGCCAAGAGAUUUGAACUCCAAAUUUAUCCAGCCAGUUCAGAGACCAAUGUUUAACAAUGAAAAUAUUUUGAAUCAGCAAAAUAUCACUAACUCAAGAAUGACUGGUAUCUCACCAUUGCAACAAAGUAAACAUCAGAUUACCAGCUUGGGAUUGAACGGCACUCUAACUGCAGACUCAGAUGAUUAUUCCUUAAGUCAAGUUUCUUCCUUGUCAUCUUUAUCUGCACCCACCGAUCAUAUGUUUCAUAACCAACAAAGCACUAAUGGUACAAUUUCGAGUGUGGCUAACCUGGGUAUGACUCAGAACAACACCUUGGCAGCUGCUUCUGCUUUUACACAAGCUAAUGCGCCAGCUUCAAUCAUGAUUAACAAUCAAAAGAACAAUAAUCCUUUGGAUUUCACAAGCGCCCCAAGCAGAACCGUCUAUUUAGGUAACAUUCCUCCAUCAUUAACCAUCAAAGAACUUUUAGAUCAUGUUCGUAGUGGUGUGGUUGAAGAAGCCAAGAUUUUACCUGAAAAGAUGUGUGCCUUCAUUUCAUUCGUUGAAGAAAGCUCUGCACUUUUGUUUCAUUCUGAUGCAAUUCUAAAGAGAUUAAAUAUCGAUAACAGAGAUAUUAAAGUUGGUUGGGGUAAACCAACCGUAUUGGAUCCUUCUAUUGCAUCUCGUAUCAUUAACGAUGGUGCGACAAGAAAUGUGUACAUCGGUCAAGGUAACAACGACAGAAGUUCCAAGGAGAACAAAGAGCCUUUGACUGAAGAAAAAUUACGCGAAGACUUAAAGGAGUAUGGUGAAAUAGAUUCCAUUAAAAUAAUUCCUGAAAAAGAUAUUGCAUUUGUACAUUUCUCUUCAAUUGCCACUGCAAUCAAAGUUGUUUCAACCUUGGCUCAAAAGAACCCAUUUUACCAAGAGAAGAAGAUUUUCUAUGGUAAAGAUAGAUGUGCAUUUAUUACUAAAACUCAACAACACAAUGCCGCCCAAUUCUUAGGUGUUCAACCAGAAAUGGAACAUCUAAUGAGAUACACUGAUCGUGAGUUUAUUUCUAAUGCUCUUUUGCAACAAUCUGCCGCUGCUGCUGCUAUUGCAACCUCAGCAGGUGGUCCAAACAACCUUGGUAACAGAACAGUUUAUUUAGGUAAUUUACCAAAAGGAGUGAAGAUCGAAGAAAUUUGUAAUGCUGUUCGUGGAGGUCUAUUACAAUCUAUUAAACUGCUUGAUGACAGGCAUGUUUGUUUUGUAACAUUUAUUGAUCCAACCGCAGCAGCCCAAUUUUAUGCAAUGAGUUCCCUAUAUGGCUUCACAAUCCAAAGACAGCGUUGUAAAGUUGGUUGGGGUAAACAUUCUGGUCCAUUACCAAAUGCAUUAGCUCUUGCUGUUAGCAACGGUGCUUCAAGAAAUGUGUACCUAGGAAACAUUGAUUUUGAAGCUGACUCGAAGAAAGAACAGCCUAUUUUCAACGAAACUGCCCUUCGUGCCAUUUUCCAAGAAUACGGAGAAGUUGAACAAAUUAACUUUUUGGUUGAGAAGAAAUGUUGCUUUAUUAAUUUCACCAAUAUCAAUAACGCCAUAUUUGCCAUGGACAAGAUUAAAUCGAAUCCUCAUUUUAAGAGUUUGAAAAUUAAUUUCGGUAAGGAUAGAUGCGGUAACGUUCCUCACCAAAUUCGUUAG
Nakaseomyces glabratus is the source of this 1920-nucleotide messenger RNA. RefSeq names its product Mrn1p (gene MRN1). Gene Ontology annotation, molecular function: mRNA binding. NCBI's taxonomy places the organism in Eukaryota, Fungi, Ascomycota, Saccharomycetes, Saccharomycetales, Saccharomycetaceae. Gene Ontology annotation, biological process: mRNA splicing, via spliceosome. The record is from RefSeq and is a predicted model, not a curated record. Gene Ontology annotation, cellular component: cytoplasmic stress granule.